Acipenser ruthenus (sterlet) is the source of this 5022-nucleotide messenger RNA. Its product is annotated as autophagy protein 5-like. NCBI's taxonomy places the organism in Eukaryota, Metazoa, Chordata, Actinopteri, Acipenseriformes, Acipenseridae. The transcript has 8 exons. Gene Ontology annotation, biological process: cellular response to nitrogen starvation; nucleophagy; autophagy of mitochondrion. The record is from RefSeq and is a predicted model, not a curated record. Gene Ontology annotation, cellular component: cytoplasm; Atg12-Atg5-Atg16 complex; phagophore assembly site membrane. Bases 242 to 1069 code for a protein of 275 amino acids.
GUGUGUGUCAGAGAGUGAACGAGCCAAUGGUAACAGUAGGGCCUCUUAGCGCUGGCGACGUCUGGUGGGUUACUUUCACUGGAAAGGAGCAGACCCAGAUGGCUUAAUAUUAAUAUUAGACUGACAGACAAAGCAAUUCACACAAAGAAGUCUUUCUCCUCACUUGCAAGUUCUUCAGAGCACUGUCAGGUAGUUGAAUAGAAACAGUUAUUUAUGUGCCACUCUAGUACAUCCUGGAAGAAUGGCAGAUGACAAGGAUGUGCUGCGAGAUGUUUGGUUUGGGCGAAUACCAACCAGCUUCACUUUGUAUCAGGAUGAGAUCACAGAGAGGGAGGCCGACCCCUAUUACUUGUUGCUGCCAAGAGUAAGCUAUUUGACGCUGGUUACUGACAAAGUGAAAAAACACUUUCAGAAGGUUAUGAAACAGGAAGAUAUGGGCGAGAUGUGGCUUGAAUAUGAAGGGACUUCAUUGAAAUGGCAUUACCCAAUUGGUUUACUAUUUGAUCUCCAUGCCUCCAAUACAGCCCUGCCAUGGAACAUCACUGUGCAUUUUCAGAACUUCCCUGAGAAAGACCUCUUGCACUGCACUUCUAAUUAUGUAAUAGAAGCCCACUUCAUGUCUUGCAUUAAAGAAGCGGAUGUCUUAAAGCACAAAGGACAAGUCAUCAAUGAGAUGCAAAAGAAGGAUCACAAGCAGCUGUGGAUGGGCUUGCAGAACGACAAAUUUGACCAGUUCUGGGCUAUCAAUAGAAAGCUGAUGGAAUACUCAGUAGAAGAAGGUGGAUUCCGGUACAUUCCAUUCAGGAUAUACCAGACGACGAGUGACCGUCCUUUCAUUCAGAAGCUGUUUCGACCAGUCACUGCAGAGGGGCAGACACACACCCUGGGUGAUUUACUGAAGGAAAUGUUUCCUGCUGCGGUAACUUCUGAUGAUGGUGAGAAGAAGUAUCAAGUGGUGAUUCAUGGGAUUGAGCCUAUGCUUGAGACCCCACUCCAGUGGCUAAGUGAACAUCUCAGCUACCCAGACAAUUUCCUCCACAUCAGUGUCAUUCCCAUGCCAACAGACUGAAGAACGGGACUGUUCUUUUUAAAAAAUAAAAAAUUAAAAAAUUAAAAAUUAAAAAAGAGAAAAUGAAAAAGAGACUUCUUGCCAUCCUCCAGAACAAACUCUUUGCCAGAGCUCUCCUGCCCUCCGCUUCUGUCAAAUUCUUUCGGAAGCAAUCUGACCAAAAAAACCUCACUGCAGUAAGCCAGACAAUGAGAUGAGAGAUCCCAUCACUAGAUAAAGGCAGCCUUUGCAUUGCCGCUGCCUUUCUCUGCUGUCGUCAUCAAACCUCAAUUGCGACAUCAAAGAACUUCACAGGACCCCUGCGGCUGUAUUCUGGUAAAAGAGGAGACAUAGAAAUGGAGAGCAGUGAAAAACUUCGGAGACCGGCGAGCCAGUGGAAAGAUGGUUCAUUUUGAUUUGCACCUUUGAUUAGAAAACAAGCAAAUAUGGGUAUUUCCUAAAGUGACCACACAUUGAGCUGUAAAAACCUAGCCAGUGGAAAGACAGGUUUACACUUUCCAAGUUCUUACAGCUGCCUCUGGAAACUGUUUUUCUCAGUAACACAUGCAAGCAAAGAUAUUUUUAUGGGCGAUUCUUCUCAGAUCUUUUCUUCCUUACAGCAAAUUACAAGAAGUCAGUAUGUGCUCCCUUAAUUAGACCAUGAAGUGUCGUCUUCCUUUUCUGAACCCUGUUUAAUCUGGAACAGAUAAUUAGUUUAAUAGUUAACAGUCCAUAUUUGAGGGUGGGGGGUGGGUUAUACUGUAUAUAAAUGUUUUGGUAUAAUCACAUAACAGAAGUGUUUAAACAUGCAUGUUUUGUUUUCACAUUUUUGUACCCCAGCCAGUUUUCUUUGUCUCAUAUUUGCUAUGGGUUGUUUACUUCUAACAAACAGAAAAGAAACAUGUUUCAUGGUCCAUACAGUAUACUGAUUUUAUUCAUAAUACACCCACAGUAUUGAUAAAAGUGAGCGAAGCUUUGUUUUUGUUCAAUUAAACUCUAUUAUCUUUAUUAUAUAUUCUCAGAAAUGUGGUAUUUUUAUCAUACAUUUGUGUAUUAAUGUGUUCAGUGAACUUGGGUGCUGUGAUAGGUUGAGUGAGGAUUUGUGUCAUUGUAGAAUUAUUAGCUGCUUCAUUAAUCCUGUGGUCAAGGUAUAUUAGGAGAAAGUGUGGUCAGAUGGGUGCCCAGUAUUUCUGUUAGGUUUUAAUUUUCACAGUUUUACCCCAUGUAUCACAUUCAGACAACAGCAGAUGUUUCAAUACCUAUCUGAGAAUUAAAAACAAUAACAUGUAGCAUAUCUUAGUAAGAUGUCGGCUCAUUCUUGAUAUUUUGGUCAUACACUUGAACAGGAUGAAUUGAGCCAGGAAAGUACAGUAACCACACUUUAUUGAUAUCCACUUUCUCACUGUGGUACACAGAUAGAUGUCCCUUAUGCUGUUUGGAUUCCAUCCAAUACCUGCAUGGAUAUUAGCCAAACAAUCAGUGCUUGUGUAUUAUUUAUUUAUUUAAUUAUUUUUAUUAUAGUGCAGUAGUCCAAAAAUAUAGGCACUAAAUGUGUAAAUAUAAAUACAUUCUUAGCAUUAAAUCUGAAAGCUCCUGGCCUCACAGCUUACUGUGGGUUUUAGACUUGCUUAACAGCAACACAGUGUUGAUAUUCUUAGGGGGGUUUGCAUCACAUUAGUACCUGCAUUGAACUUAUAAAAUUCUGCCCUCUAAUUGACUGAUACCAAUGUCAAUUGUGACUUUUGAAAGAAAGCAUUCACAGUGGGUUUUAUUUGCGGAGAAGAUGAUUUGGAAAGUUUCCCAACAGAGAAGCAACUCUGUAAUCAUGUACCAAAAGCAGCUGAAAAGAAUCAUUUAUUUGUAGGAAACGGUGACUAUAACUUCCUACCCUCGUCAGCAAUGUUUCAUGUACUGAUCGAGCAUUACUGAACCACUUGUCAGAAGUGUACAGGAUUUAGACAUUUCCCAACAGUAUGCAUUAGCAGAAGGCUAUCGCAUUUGUUGAAUCAUUACAUACUUCAUUGCUGACAUUCAAGAUGUAAUCUUUUUUACACAUACAUGCCACACAGUAGACAAACUCGAACACAGUCUUAACAUGCCAACCACAUCAUGUCACAAGCUUUCGGGAAGCAAGUAACUCCAUCUUUGUAUGUGUGCUAGACUCAUCGAUUAUCUUCUUCAGGCAGUAUACUCCAAUGGUAAUUAUUUGGCAAUGGUUUUGUAACUAUGUCCAUUCCCAGGCCAGAUCACACCUUUCUUAACUCAAGGUCUGAUCAGUGUCUUUGAUGUCACCUGCAGUGAUGGCUUUUUAACACACAACCCGCAAUUACACCUGAUGGAAAUGGCUCACAAAGGUUCAGGCGCCCAAGCCUGAAUGUCUCUAAAGGAAGUGUAACAAAAAAGGCUACUCACUAAAAUCAGAAGACAUCUGCAUGAUAGGCCAAGUAGACUUUGCAGGCUGGUGAUUGAGAAGACAAAUCUGUACUGUAUGCUGUCUGCCACAUCAUCUGUGGUUUUAUUGUGACUGCACUAGUGUGGGUGCUCUUUUUGUUCUUCUCUCCCCUUAAGUGUCUCUUUGCUAUUCCCCCUAUUCAUAGUACGCUUUAUUAAAUCAACAGGAAUCUCUGCAUGUUUGCACCAUACAUUUAUACCCAGAGAUUUUUGUGUUCAAGGUUAAAUAUCAUGCAGAAUAUUAUAAAAUAUGUGAGCAGGCUGUUUAGCAUUGGCAUGCACACACAAAAAAGCCACCUUGCAGUUGUUCUAAAUAAAGCGAUUAGCAAAGCAUUGUGAUGGUGCAGCAAAAUAUCCAGCACAUUGUCUGGCUGGGAAAUGCUCUCUGUAUGUAGGGUGAUGUAAAAUUCACUACCGGAUAGUAAGACUUGGUUCCGAUAAGGUGGACUGGAAAAUUGCAGUUUUGUGUUAUGGUCAGGAUGAAACAAUAAGCAUUUUCCAGAGAACUUGGGCCAGCCACUGUAGCUAGAGGGUGGUACCUUGAAAACAAAAAGAGGAGAAAGAGGGGGUGACACUACAGUCUGAGAUCACACAUCAAAGCAAGAGCUCUGAAACAAGUUAAUUAAAUAAAGAUUUGUCAUGGACAAGUUCCAUUACGUGAUUCCCUUAUAAAUCAAAUGAAAGUCUGGCUUUCUGGCCCAGGAAAACAAAGCUAGAUUUGAUCUUUGUCGUGGGACACUGUUGGGAUCCCCAGGUCUUUUUUAGUAGAUUUUUAACCUGAAAGACAGCGUUAAGGUCUCGGUGACACAGACUUUAACUGUACAUUUUUGUAAGUAACCAAUGUUUAGCUAGGCUUAUGGUAAAACUAAAUAACAUAAACAAUACUUGCAUCACCGUUUACUGAAUUUGUGUAUCGUCAUGGCGAGUUUUCAAAUAAUACAUGAAUAAAUAAAGAUCUCUAAACUGUUUUACAGCCCAUGCUUCUUGCAGCUAAGGUCUUGCAUUGCCUGGUUCAAGCAUGCCUUGUGAAUAUUAACCUAUACUCUUUGUCUUUUGAAGCAGUCCAGGGGGGUGAAUUGUGUUUACAACAAAAUACAAGUCAUGUUUUCUCUUUCUCUGAACCUGUCCUAAUACACAGCCACAUAUUUUUUGUAAAUAUUUAAUAUGAGACUGCACAUUGAAGCACAGAGGGGUUUCUGUCUAAACAAGGGUGUUAUACUGUGUAAAACUUUUUAGGUCUGCCUUUAUUAUUUACAAUUCAUACAGUGAUCUGUAGUAUUAGUUGCAAAAUGUUUGAACAGAUUAUUGAAUCGUAGCUUUAUAUAAAGUAGGCAGUGCAUCCUUGAAUCUCUCGGCUUUACUGUACAACAUUGGGCAAGACUGAUAAUGUGUGCUGUGUGAAUAUUCUGUAACGAAUUGUAUUAAUUACAUAAUAGAAAUGUGUAAGAGGAAACAUGUUUAUUUUAACAAUGCAGUAUCUUUGAAUUAAAAAAGGGACUGGUAUGUCUUUCUUUGGAUUCUCA